This is a messenger RNA of Lentinula edodes (shiitake mushroom), 2304 nucleotides long. Its product is annotated as ATP-dependent peptidase. The record is from RefSeq and is a predicted model, not a curated record. The coding region runs from base 1 to 2304 and encodes 767 amino acids. Gene Ontology annotation, molecular function: metalloendopeptidase activity; ATP-dependent peptidase activity; ATP binding. Gene Ontology annotation, biological process: protein quality control for misfolded or incompletely synthesized proteins; mitochondrion organization. Gene Ontology annotation, cellular component: mitochondrial inner membrane. Lineage: Eukaryota; Fungi; Basidiomycota; Agaricomycetes; Agaricales; Omphalotaceae. The transcript has 17 exons.
AUGCAGCUUUGCAGCUCAAUACGUGCUUCAGCACGACCUUCAAUCGCUCUUAAAAUUACUUCGACCCCGGUAUUCUCAUGGCGCACUCUGUCGACCUCCUCACUCUUGCAGACACAACUAAGGACUAUACGGCCGCUACCUUCCAGAACUCCACUCACUCUCUUAGCGGCCCGGAAUAUCUCUCUUAGCUCCCUAUUCUCUCGCAAAGCUACAGUCCCAUCUCCUACUGUUGUAGCAAACAUCACUCGCUUGGAAGCAGAGGCAAAUGUCUAUCCCCACGAUGUAUCCAAACAAAUGGCUCUCUUCGAUGCCCUCUUGGACACCAAGCUGAAAGCCUCAUAUGAACUUAUCAUAAGCCGCUGGGAGAAAAUGUGUGAAUUUGAUCCAUCUUCUCCUUUGCUUCAUUCAGAGGAAGCUUUCCGCGUCUAUAUCUCGUGUCUCGUCAAUACUGGUCAGCAAGCUGCCGUUAAUCCGGCCGUUCGACGUCGGGAUAGUCUACUCAGCGCACAUCCGCUAUCCGGGUCUUCGACGCCUGCAUCUUCCGAAACAACGUCUGGCGCUCCUUACUUGGAAGGGGAAUCGGCAGUGUCUCCGACUACAGAAAGCCCGGCGCCCACUCCUUCUACCGCUGUCAAAGUUUCUUCCAGUCACGACAUUGCUCAAAGUGUACUCUCGGGAAUGAAAGAUCCCGUCCAAAACCGUACUCCUCUGAAAAAUGUUAUUCCACCAAAUCCUCUGGCAUUAGCGACAGGUGCAGCUGCUACUCAAGGGUCACCAAUAGAAGUCACCAUUGUUGAACGCAAAGCAUCUUGGGUACCUCGUCUCGUUAGAUUUGUCGUCAUCGUUGCAGUCACUUCUUUCUUCUUCCUCGUCAUUUUAUCUGUUUUCUUUGAGAAUAGUGGUUUGAUGAAGAACGCACCUCAGCAAGCACAAUUUGAGCCGACUCCUGGUCAGACCGUGACAUUUAGUGAUGUUCACGGGGUAGAUGAAGUCAAGGACGAACUCCAAGACAUUGUUCUAUUCCUAAAGGAUCCUUCUGUGUUUGCUAGUUUGGGUGGGAAACUCCCGAAAGGUGUGCUCUUGACUGGUGCUCCCGGAACUGGAAAGACAAUGCUCGCAAGAGCCGUCGCAGGAGAGGCCGGCGUACCUUUCUUCUUUGCAUCUGGUUCCGACUUUGAAGAGAUGUUUGUUGGAGUUGGCGCGAAGCGGGUUCGAGAGCUUUUUGCGGCCGCUAGGAAGAAGGAACCCGCCAUUAUCUUCAUCGAUGAAAUUGACGCCGUUGGCGGCAAGCGUAACAAUCGACAUCAACAGUACCUGAAGCAGACAUUAAACCAACUGCUCACUGAGAUGGAUGGCUUCAAGCAGUCUGAAGGUGUGAUUGUCAUUGCGGCCACUAAUGUCCCGGAAACGCUUGACCCUGCACUGGUCCGGCCUGGUCGAUUCGAUCGACACAUUGCCGUACCUUUACCUGACAUUCGUGGGCGUGUCCAGAUAUUACAACACCACAUGAAGAACGUCACAACAAGUAGCGAUGUUGAGACCAUGCAACUUGCACGAGGGACACCGGGAUUUUCUGGUGCUGAUUUGCAAAAUAUGGUCAAUCAGGCGGCUGUCAGAGCUGCAAAGGAAAAGGCUACUGAAGUAAAUUUAAACCAUUUUGAAUGGGCUAAGGAUCGAAUUCUCAUGGGCACUGAGCGAAAAAGCGCAUACAUCGACGCCAAGAACAAAUUAGCGACGGCCUAUCACGAGGGAGGGCAUGCUUUGGUAGCAUUGUACACUGAUGGUGCUAUGCCUCUUCACAAAGUCACUUGUAUUCCUCGUGGUCAUGCUCUUGGUUAUACUUCAAUGCUUCCCGAAAACGACCGCUUUUCUAUGAACCACAAAGAAUUUCUGGCGGGUAUUGACGUCUCCUUGGGCGGUAGGGCUGCAGAAGAAAUCAUUUAUGGCGAAGAUGGGAUAACCAGUGGAGCAAGCUCUGAUAUCAGGAAUGCCAGCAGAACCGCUAGGCAUAUGGACUGUGGAUUCUCGAAGUUGGGACCUAUAUAUUAUGACGACACCGUGGAUCUGAGCCCUCGGAGAAAAGACGAAAUCGAAGAAGAAGUCAGCAAAAUCAUCAAAGCAAGCGAAGCCCGUGUAAUGGAUCUUUUGAAAUCCAAAGUUGGUGAAUUACAUCUGCUCGCACAAGCUCUUGUCGAGCACGAGACAUUAGACAAAGACGAAGUUCGCCGUGUUAUCAAAGGUGAACGUAUACGGGCCAUAUCAGAAGUUCUAAAGGACGAGCUUGCAAAAUCCUCAAACUCGUGA